GAUCAGCCAUCUGUCCCUUGCGGUAAACAGUGCUGUCGACCAUGAAUUCUCCUGAUCCAGGUUCUCCGAUCUCAACUGAUUCAUCUGAUUCACCCCCACCCGAUGAUUUCCAGUCCGUGCCAAGUGGAUCGAGUGCCCGCGAGCCUCACACAUCGUUCCUCCAUUCUGCCACGACCCACAUGUUGGGAAACAUCACGUCGAUGAUGCCUAGCCCUGGGUCUAAGCGCCGUCUGCCUGGCGGUUCUUCCUUUGAUGGUCCUUCACGGAGAGAUGCAAAGACGAGGAGACGAGAGGAUGCAAUGAGCAUGAUGGGAACUUCCCGCCGAAUGACUGAAAGCCAAAAUCAAAAUGCAGGAGGAGGUAGCUUUGGACCGACUACAAGUAAUGCUUGGGGAGCAAAGGAACACGGGAGCAGGCGUGAUAAGGAAGACCUUGUUGAUAUUUUACUGGCAGAGCAACUUAGAAAAGAAUUUGGAGAUCCAUUCUUGGAGACAGCGAUUAAGAGCCUGAGCUGAUCGACGCACUCCAAUUAAGUCGUUUCCCCUAGUUGGUGAGGAAUGGUUCUUGUCUGAAGUUCCCAAUGAAUUCAUUACGCCACAUAGCCGCUCAUAUUAUUGUCAUUCGAGUGGCAUUCCCGACUUGUCUUCGUUCUUUGGUAGCGUCGAAUUCGCAUGACUCUUACUUCCAUAUCAGCCCGUCACCAGUGUAAGAUUAGCACCCAUGUUGUGAAAUCCAUUAUCAUCAUCGCAUUCCUGUCAC
This is a messenger RNA of Suillus clintonianus, 759 nucleotides long. RefSeq lists its product as uncharacterized. Bases 42 to 515 code for a protein of 157 amino acids. The record is from RefSeq and is a predicted model, not a curated record. The transcript is spliced from 2 exons. Lineage: Eukaryota; Fungi; Basidiomycota; Agaricomycetes; Boletales; Suillaceae.